Messenger RNA from Esox lucius (northern pike), 3627 nucleotides. RefSeq names its product carboxypeptidase M (gene cpm). Gene Ontology annotation, molecular function: zinc ion binding; metallocarboxypeptidase activity. Gene Ontology annotation, biological process: proteolysis. The transcript is spliced from 10 exons. NCBI's taxonomy places the organism in Eukaryota, Metazoa, Chordata, Actinopteri, Esociformes, Esocidae. The coding region runs from base 317 to 1747 and encodes 476 amino acids. The record is from RefSeq and is a predicted model, not a curated record. Gene Ontology annotation, cellular component: cell surface.
UCGGGUGUUUGUGUGUGUGUGUGUGUGUGUGUGUGUGUAUGAAGAUACGUACAGUGACUGAUAUGGCGUACAGUGCGGGCGUGCAGGCAGACAGGGGACCCUAUCAUUGUGACGUGGUCGGGGAGGGGGGGUUUCCAUCGAGUAUGAACCAAACUAGCGACCUGGAACUUUAAAGAGUUGACAUGAAAGCUGGUAGACUGGCAAGGGGGACGGUCGUGUGACUUCAGGAAACGUCUUCACAGAAGUUAUGCGCAUGCCGCGAGCUGCUUUAAAUAUACAUUGAAGCGAUAAGGUGGUAGCUAUCCAGUCCAAGACAAUGUUUCUGAUCGCGCUUUCCCUGUGCCUCGGGAUUGUGGUGUCCGCGGGUGUCGGCCUGGAGUUCCGUUACCACAAUUCCUUGGAGGUUGAGAAGUACCUGCGAAACGUUAACAAUACCUUCGGGUUCACACACCUGCACAGUAUCGGGAAAUCAGUGGAAGACCGUCACGCAACAUCUUCUUCCAGAUACAUUGAACAGGGCUCACAGAGGCAGUGUGGGUUUACUGUCGGCCAGACACAAUGCAGAGACCUCUGGGUUCUUAUUCUGGGAAAGAAUCCAACAGAACACCAGAUAGGAAUUCCAGAAUUCAAAUAUGUUGGGAAUAUGCAUGGAAAUGAGGUGGUGGGCCGAGUUCUUCUCCUCCAGCUGAUUGAUUACCUGACCCGUGGUUACCUCAAGGACCAGUUGGUGACACGCCUCCUGAACAGCACGCGAGUCCACAUCCUGGUUUCCAUGAAUCCGGACGGCUUUGAGUCCUCCAAUAGGGACUGCAUGUACUCUCAGGGGAGGUUCAACAAGAACGGUGUCGAUCUGAACCGGAACUUCCCCGAUGCCUUUUCUAAGGAGAGUGGAACCAGAGAGAUGGAGGUGAGAGCCAUUAUUGACUGGCUGAAGACGGAGAGCUUCGUCCUGUCUGCCAACCUGCAUGGAGGGGCUGUGGUGGCCAGCUAUCCAUACGACAACAGCAACAAAGGUGCGGAACUGAAGGGCGGUUCCAGCAUCACCCCUGACAAUGACGUGUUUGUCCACCUGGCGAAGACCUACUCCUACACACACACACUCAUGCACAAGGGCGACCAGUGCUACGACUCCAAGGACUUCACGGACGGCAUCACCAAUGGCUACAACUGGUACCCCCUACCAGGUGGCAUGCAGGACUACAACUAUGUGUGGGGCCAGUGUCUGGAGAUCACUCUGGAGCUGUCCUGCUGUAAAUUCCCCAAUGAGAGUGAGCUGCCGGGCUUCUGGGACGCCAACCGGGACGCGCUGCUGGCCUACAUGCAACAGGUCCAUCUGGGUGUGAAAGGGCAGGUGUUGGACGCAGAUGGAAAGCCAGUACAGAAUUCUCUGGUGGAGGUGGAGGGCAGACCUAACCUCUGUCCCUUCAGAACAGACAGCAAUGGAGAAUACUACAGGCUGCUGCUGCCUGGCAACUACACGUUCAAGGUGACGUACCCAGGCCACCGUGUGUUGAUGGAGACGCUGGCGGUCCCGUAUGGUCCCGCGUCGUUCUCAGCCUUGUCCCACGACUUCCGCCUGGAGAGGGACGCAGCCACAACCCCCAGCCCUGGCAACACCCACCCCCCAGAGUCCUGCACCUCAAGCCAGGUCUGGGAGUCCCUUGAGGGCCACUCUCCAGGCCUGGUCUCCUGGGGCGGCACCUUCGUCCUGGUCCUCCAGGCUGCCUGUAGUACCAUGUUACUGUGACAGAGAUAGGACGAUGGUCGGCGUCUCAAAUCACGCCUUAUUCCCUAUGGGGUCCUGGUCAAAACUAGUGCACUAUAUAGGGAAUAGAGUGUCAUUUAGGAUGUUACACAUGGAGAUGGAGAUAUAGACUGGCUGGUAUUUCUUCCGGAGACAUUGUACUUUCUGUCUGUGUAUUUUUGUAAUAGAAAAAAAAACAAAAAAACAUUCAACACUUAGCGUUGCUCUACCUUGCACAAACACUUGAGAUGUCUUAGUGUUUUUAAAUUAUGUUUUGCGUUGAUGCUUCAUUGCUUUUUAGUUUUCACACUGCGCUGAAAGCAAUACUGCCAACCAGCAUUCUACUAAGCUGAGUACAAAGAGGGCUACGGACCAGGCGACGGACCAGGGGGUUAGUGGGGAUGGAAAACCCCCUUUAGUCAAUGUGAUAUCUGCACACAUCUGCAUGCAGACAGGAAGCGAUUCACAUUAACCAAGGGACUGUUUGUCUGGCCUCAAACUCUCACCAAACCUAACUGUCUACACAAGGUCUCCUCAAAUAGCCACUGACUCUGGUUGGAGUGUCUGGCGAGAGAGAGACAUGCUGGAGGGACUUAUCCAUGGGAGUGAGGAUUGGACUCUUCACACUCAGAAAACCACUGUUCAUUAUUACAUCGAUAAAGAGCUACAGUCUAAACCAGCAACCAUGAACACCUCUAGCUUGAUAUCCAUCGGCGAAACCCAAACCACCAUGAACCUUUGUCAAAACCAAGUAGUGGGCCUUGUAGUAGAGACAAAUAAGGAUGAUCAAGUUAUAAUAUGAAGACACACACGCGCACACAUCUUUCAUGAGUAUUUAUUUUUAAGCACAUUCUGUGUGACAGGACUGUCUCCAUUGAUCGUGGAAGACCAUGUUAAUAAAGUUCAUACCGGUGCCAUGGAAGCUGGUCCAGUAGAAGAAUGUGUUGUGGCCUGCACUUCAGUCCAAACAUUAUGCAGAGUUUCUGCCGACAGCACAGACCACACCUGAACAUUAUGUCACCACCCGGAUUUCACCCCAAUGUUUCCCUCUCCCAGUUUUGCGAUGUUAAAUCCUAGAAUAUGGCCUCGUCAUGACAACCAACCAGUUUUGUGAUGUUAAAUCCUAGAAUAUGGCCUCGUCAUGACAACCAACCAGUUUUGUGAUGUUAAAUCCUAGAAUAUGGCCUCGUCAUGACCACCAACCAGUUUUGCGAUGUUAAAUCCUAGAAUAUGGCCUCGUCAUGACCACCAACCAGUUUUGCGAUGUUAAAUCCUAGAAUAUGGCCUCGUCAUGACAACCACACAGAGGUUCUCAUCACACUGCGACCCUGGCUGAUGCGUCAUCCGUCCACAGCCGGAAGGGCGGAGCCAAUCAGCACAGAGCCAAUCAGCGCUGCCCUAUGCUGGAACCUCAGGGUACCUUCGACCGCACUUGGCCACAGUGGCGGACAUUGCACUGUGAGAUGGUAAAUUAGGCCACGGCCCCAACUCUGGGGCCAUUUCUCAUUAUUCUGAAGGAAUGAACCAGCUUUUCACACUUCAGUGACAGUCAAACAUGUUGUUGUACCUGAUUCACCGUGUUGUAUCACCAUACUAGUACUGUCGUCCAAAAACACGACUGAUGCAUUACGGUGUUAUGGUGAAUAUCAGAGUUGUGAAUCGUGUGGCACCCUGUUAGCUACAUACCGCAUAACCUUUGUUUAAAACCCUGAAGGCCCUGGCCAAACGAAGUGCACUUCAUCGAAGGGUGCUGUCUGGGGUGUUGACAGCGUUAUCCAGAGAUGUACCCCCUUGUUUGUUCUACCUCAUAUAGGAACAUCCUUUUGACCUUUGGGAUGAGACUGUUGUUGUGCCUUGAUGAAUAAACCUCACGUUAUAAUGUC